Messenger RNA from Melospiza melodia melodia, 512 nucleotides. RefSeq names its product heterogeneous nuclear ribonucleoprotein M-like. The record is from RefSeq and is a predicted model, not a curated record. The coding region runs from base 1 to 366 and encodes 121 amino acids. Gene Ontology annotation, molecular function: RNA binding. The transcript has 3 exons. Lineage: Eukaryota; Metazoa; Chordata; Aves; Passeriformes; Passerellidae.
AUGGCGGCGGCCGCGGCCUCGCAAAACGCCCCCGGGAAAAUGGAGCCGCCCCCGGCGGCGGCCGCGGCGGCGGCGGCGGCUCCGCCAGCGCCCAACGGGGCGGCCGGCGCGGGGGGGCCGCCCCCCAAGAGCGAAGGCGAGCGCCCGGCCCCCAAUGAGAAGAAGAAGGAGAAGGGGAUGAAGAGGGGAGGGAAUCGCUUCGAGCCCUACGCCAACCCCGCCAAGCGCUACCGAGCCUUCAUCACCAACAUCCCCUUCGACGUCAAGUGGCAGUCCCUGAAGGACCUGGUCAAAGAGAAAGUUGGUGAGGUAACAUACGUGGAGCUCUUAAUGGACGCUGAAGGAAAGUCAAGGGUAAGUGUUUGAGAGUUUCUUUGUGGAUUUUCUACCUGAAAUGUUUCUGUGUGCUGGACAGGAGGCCAGGGAGGCUCAGAGUGUGGAUGUGCAGUGGCUCUAGGCCAGGAGUGCCGUGGGAUGGGAGGAGGUGGGGUGGGCUCUGCAGGCAGGAGCUG